AACGAUCCAAACCCCCAUGGGAGGCAGCUUCCUUGCUGGCUAAGCUAGCCAAGAAAAAUCAAGGCCACCGCUGCAGGGAGCCUCCUACAAAUUGAGGCCAUUGCUGUUCGUUGUGAUCAGAACGUGCACCCAACAACAGCUUCAUUCAAAUGAAAGCGAUGGCGAUCGACGCAUUGCUGGAGUUGUUCUACGUUCUUGGAGCCCUGGUUGCUCUGUGGCUCACCUGGCGGUCGCUGGAGUGGGCAUGGCUCAGCCCCCGGAGGCUGGGCCGAGCACUACGCGCGCAGGGCCUCCGCGGCACCGCCUACCGCUUCCCCUCCGGCGACCUGGCGGAGGAGGCGCGUCUCCUCGCUGCGGAACGGACCAAGCCGAUGCCUCUGCUGUCGCACGGCAUCAGCAGCCGUGUGGAUCCACUGGUCUACAACACCGUCAAGGAACACGGUAAGGUUUCGAUGUUAUGGGGCGGCCCAACACCGAGAGUGAUCCUCAGUGAUCCCAAGCUUGUCCGGGAAGUGCUGUCCAACAAGUUUGGGCACUUCAGGAAACCAAGGCUGCCCGCCAAUUUUAUCAAGAUGAUUGGCGACGGGCUGUCGAACCACGAGGGCCAGAAAUGGGCCGUUCAUCGGAAGAUAAUCAACCAUGCUUUCCAACUCGAGAAGUUGAAGAGAAUGUUGCCGGCGUUUACUGCCUGCACGAGUGAGCUGAUCAAGAGAUGGGAGGGUAAGAUGGGGUCCAGCAAGGUGCGGGAGAUAGAUGUCUGGCCGGAGUUGCAGGACCUCACCGGCGACGCCAUCUCACGUGCGGCGUUCGGCAGCAGCAUAAGUGAAGGGAGAAGGAUCUUCAGGAUACAAUCAGAGCAAGCUCAACUCGCAAGUCACAUGACAAACCUCUACAUCCCGGGUUACACCUACCUACCUACCAAGGUCAAUAGAAGGAUUAAAGCAAAUGCACGAGAGGUCGAAGGGCUCCUAAAAGGCAUCAUCACAAAGAAGGAGAGGGCCAUGAAGAACGGCCAUGCCAAUGACGAUGACCUACUAGUCAUGCUAAUGCAGUCCAACAUUAAAGAGAGCAAAGAUGGCGGAAGCUCCAAACCAAUGAUGACCGUGGACGACAUCAUGGCCGAGCUGAAACUCUUCUACUUCGCUGGGAUGGAAACAACUUCGGUGCUGCUCACAUGGGCAUUAGUUGUGCUGAGCAUGUAUCCUGAGUGGCAAGACCGCGCGAGGGAGGAGGUCCUGCGUGUUUUUGGGAAGAGAGAACCGGAUCUUGACGGCACACAUCAACUGAAAGUUGUGACCAUGGUACUAUAUGAGGUUCUUAGGCUAUAUCCACCGAUCACAUUGCUAGAACGGGAAACAUACAAGGAGAUGGAACUGGGAGGGAUCAAGUACCCACCUGGAGUAAAACUUUUGUUGCCAGUAGUGACCAUUCAUCACGACCCAGAUAUAUGGGGAGAAGAUGUCGAUGAGUUCAAGCCGGAGAGGUUUGCGGAGGGUAUCUCCAAGGCAUCUAAGGAAGCACCCGCUUUCUUCCCCUUUGGCUGGGGGCCACGGAUCUGUAGUGGCCAGAACUUUGCACUACUUGAGGCCAAGAUAGCACUGAGCAUGAUCCUGCAACACUUCUCGUUUGGGCUUUCGCCGUCUUACACACAUGCACCGUUCCCUGUCUCUACUCUACAGCCGGAUCAUGGGGCGCAGCUCAUGCUCAAGAAGAUUUAACCAUUUUAUUACUUGGCAGAUGUCAGACCAUUACUACUAGACAAAUAGAGCAAAAGACAACUAUACAUGGGUGAAGAAAAAUACUAGUAGGGGAUGUAAUAAUAUACUUUACAUGAGUCAAGACCUCUAGGGAAACUGUUGUGAUACUCCGAAAUAACUAUGGAUUGUUUGAAUGAAUAAUAUUAAAAAAUGUCUGAUAACAA
Molecule: messenger RNA, 1921 nt
Organism: Setaria italica (foxtail millet)
Lineage: Eukaryota; Viridiplantae; Streptophyta; Magnoliopsida; Poales; Poaceae
Product: cytochrome P450 72A15
Exons: 5
Coding region: 150-1718 (522 amino acids)
Molecular function (GO): oxidoreductase activity, acting on paired donors, with incorporation or reduction of molecular oxygen; heme binding; iron ion binding
Source: RefSeq, a predicted model, not a curated record